CCUGCAGUAAAAUGAGGCGGGAGUUCGCUGACUCGUUUGGCUGCGAGUGUAAUGGUUGCAUUGCGAAUCUGAAGAUAUGGGUGAUGCAUUACGGACUUGCUUUCGAUAUAAUGCUGUCUAGCUUGAUCUCUCCUGAGAUGGAGAUUUAGCCAGGAACAGUCCAGACGUUCUGCAUCUCGUGCUUUCUAUACAACCACCACUGACAUUGCUACUCGAAUUCGAAGAAUAACAUCUCGGACACUGUAACCGAGUAAGCUAGCUGUACUUGUAGCUAGCAAGCUUGUGGUAGCGACGUGUUUUGUUGAAGGAGUGUUUGUUGUAGUCUAAAAUGAAUUAAACUAGUAAAUAGUUUUAAGAUAUCCAACUGUCAAAACACUAUAGUUAGCCUUUGUAACGUCUUAUUCAGUUAUUUCCGUGGUUGUGAUUAUCCGUUUCGCAAUGUUAUCUUGAGAAACGGGUUGACUUGACGAGUUGUCUGAAGCCAGCGACGCGGCCCAAAACAGUCACUCGUGUGGAGAUAAAGCUGGCAGCUUCCUUGGUCUCCCAGAGUGUCCUCCGCAAGGAGCCAGGAUCUGGACAGCUCAUGACUUCGGACCAGGAAGCAAAAGUUAUAGCGGAACCCCAGGUGCAGCAAGCACAGGAAGCCAAGGAAGACAUCCCCCUUCUGGAGUCUGCCAAGGUGUCGGACCUUAACCCGAAUGCAAAAGCAUGGGCCAAUCAUGUUCCUAACCUGGAGGCCUCUGGAACAGCCUACUCGGACACCUUGCAGUCAUGGCCGGAUACAACUAACGGCCCAGCAGACUCUGUGACAGAAGGGUACGAAACCAGCUGUGAGCAUCAGCAUGCAACAGUCUCCAUGGAUGCCACCCUGACAACACCGGCCAAGCCCGUGGACAUGGAGAGUGCUGCCAAAGACUCGAAACAGCAGCUCAACCUGGCAGGUGGGAGUGAGGCUGACCCCUCCAGCCAGUCUGAGGAUCUCCGGGAGAAACUGAAGGCCACGCUGGAGUUCUGCCUUUCACGGGAGAACCUCGCCAAUGACAUGUACCUCAUCUCUCAGAUGGACAGUGACCAGUACGUGCCAAUCGUCACAGUGGCCAAUCUGGACCAAAUCAAGAAGCUCAGCACUGACGUGGAGCUCAUCUCUGACAUUCUAAAAUCGCUGCCUCUGGUCCAGGUGGAUACGUGUGGUGAGAAGGUGCGGCCCAAUCAGAACCGCUGUAUCGUCAUCCUGAGGGAGGUCCCUGAGGCCACUCCAGUGGAGGAAGUCGAAGCGCUCUUUAAGAGUGAGAACUUACCCAAGUUUAUCAACUGUGAGUUUGCCUACAACGACAACUGGUUCAUCACCUUUGAAUCUGAGGCAGAUGCACAACAGGCAUACCAGUACCUUCGAGAGGAAGUGAAAACCUUUCAAGGAAAACCAGUCAAGGCCCGCAUAAAGGCCAAAGCCAUUGCCAUCAACACAUUUGCGCCAAAGAACGGCUACCGGCCGGUCGAGGUGCCUGCUAACGUCCAGCAGCGCUACCAGUCCUACUACAUGCCCCCCAUCUAUGGAGCACAGCAACAGUUUCCUCCUCUCUACAGACUGGUGGCCCCUCAAGGCUGGUCUACAACACAAGGCUACUUGGAUCCCACCAUGCAGGUGGCUCCAUUUCCAAACCCAAGCUUCAUCAAUGGCUUUCCAGGGUCCCCGAACUUCAAAUCCGCUACAUCCCCUCUUAAUAUAAGACAGUACGCCCCGAGAAACAGUUUGUCUCUAUCCAUCUCCUUGGGCAGAAACCACAACAAACCCCAUGUGCGAUCAAACACCCUGGGUCUGGACAGAGGUGUAGGGAUCCUAGACAACCCUCCCCCCUUCCCCAGUUUCCCUGCAGACCGCGUGGCCAACGGGGCCCGCGCUCCUCCACCCCACCCCCUGGGCCCUGGCCGCACGCGCAUGCCCACUGGCCUCCCCCACCCCCGCCGGGAGCAGGUUGGCAGUGGACGCAUGGAGCCUAACGGGGCAAACUCUUCCAUCAGCGCUGGCCGUGGCAGGAAAAAUGUGUAUGGCAAUAGAAAGAGACGGGAUGACAAGUUUACACGAUCCACCACGCAGUCCCCUCCUCCUGGCCCAGAGCGCGCCCCCUCGCCCAGCUUUGAACUGGGCCUGUCCAGCUUUCCGCCCCUCCCUGGCGCCGCAGGCCAGCUCAAGCCUGAGGUGAAGGCAGAAGUCCCCGCCGAGAGCAGACUGUCCGCUAUCGUCACUGGAACCACUAAGACAGACAAGCCCGUGAGUAAGGAUCUGGUCAGCAGCCGUUCUGUAGCUUUGGCGUCUCCCAAAGAACUACCCCAACCUGCUGUGGCCCCGCCUGUCCAGGACGCUAAGCCGCCCCCAUCUCCAGCCUGCUCCCACGACACUCCGAAGGCUCCACUGGAGAAGCCCAAAGACAAGCCACUAACUGCAGAUAAGACGGCGGCACCAGGCCCGUCACUGACCACUCCUACUCCGCAGACCGCAGUAGCUAAGCAGGAGCCACGGAAGCCCAGCUAUGCUGAGAUCUGCCAGAGAAUAAGGGAGGCUCCCCUCACGCAUCAAACCCCCCAAGAGGCCCGGCCGGCCUCCGGGGACGACAUCCGGGCCCCUGAGUCGGGCGAGCCCAAGAGCAAGGACGCCAAGCCUCCUGCCGUGCGCCCCCGUGAGGCGUGGAGGCCCCAGCCAGAGGGUGGAGAGAGACUUGGCACUGAGGCCGUAACCUCCUCCUCCUCUGCGCACCACACCUGAAGGGGCUCACCAGCUCCAUUCCUGCAAGGACUGGAAAAGAGAGAAGUAGAACACCCCCCCCCCCCCACCACCGCUCUCCCCAGUGUGUCAGGGCUGUAACAUUAAUAACCCCUACACAGAGACAUGCGCGCAUACACACAAACAUAUGAAUACGCACACACAUACUGCACAUUCUCCCUGAUUUCAGACUAUCUCUGCUCUCUCCACUGAUUUCUCACUAGUGACAAUUCUCUAUCCUGCACCCCCCACCCCCACCCUGCUGCUUUGCAAUCCCAAUCCCCCUAAGUGCAUACAUGACGGCUUGUCACUGGAAUCAGGGCUUGGAGGCAGAAGCACUUGUGGGUGCAGAGGCAUUUUCUUUUUGUGUGUGUGAGUGUGUGUUUAUGUUCUCUACUCUUGAAAUUUUUUUUUUUUUUUUUUUUUUUUUCCCUUUUCAAGGACAAUGAUAAUUAAGUACUGGCACAGAUAGAACGUAUGUACUCUGAGUAGUUUGGCAAGAAGCUAAUGCUUUUUAAUGUAGCUACGUGUUGGUGGUAGAAGUGUGGAAAUUGGGUUAGUGCUGAACACUUUUCUUUUAUACAUCUCUAUAAAUAUAUUUUAUAUAAUCCUUUUUUUAAACCAGGGUGAUGUUAGGCAGCACUGGUUUAGAUUUUUUUUUUUUUUACUUUUGUCCAACAUUUUCCUUGAAAGCAGGUGUUGUAGCCAUGUUCUGCAUGAUUGAAACAUUCUGGAAAAAUAAUCUUCCCUCAGUUUUUUUUACCGUUUUACAAAUCAGCACUGGAGAAUUUGCUCGCUUUUUUUUUCUUUUUUAAGGAAAACUAAAACAAUGCACCAGCACACAGUAAUACCUUUUGAAUCCUUUGUAUUGGCGUGGUACAGUAGCUGGUGAGAAGUAUUCCAUUGUCCUGUGUAUGAUUAUUUUUUUUUCUUUUCUUUUUUUUUUUAAAAGAUGUAUCUAAUUUUUGGUUUCUAAUUUUAAUUGAGCGCCUUACAUUUUGUCUUGAGUUUUGUUAUGUAUUUUUUUUUCUUUUCUUUCUUUCUUUUUUAAAAUUCUAUGUGGAAGUCAAAAGAACUGCACACUGAUGAGUCCUCAGGGGGGCUUGGGCUAAGGGCUCAGGUAGGGUAGGGUAGAGCAGGGUUUUGUGGGGUGGGAGUUUGGGUGUGUUUAAUGUGCCUAGCCUGUUUUCUGUCUUGUGUUGAAACUGGCAUCUGUUCUCUUGAAGUCUUUUACUCAUGCUGACGUGGUGCUAAUGGGUUGUUUCUUCUGUAAGUUGUGUUUUUUUGUUUGUGUUUUCCUCUUUUGUGUUGUCAAAGUUUUUGGGCGUGGGGGAAGCCUAGGAAAAAUACCACGGAGGGAGAAAAAAACCCUAAUGUCCUACAUUAACUAGUCCGUCUCGACCCAAUAUUUUCGAACGAUCCACACAGGACUAGAAGGUGUUCACUCUGACAGAAGCAAAGAAACUGUGUGCAUAGUGGCAUUCUUCCUUCACUUUCUUCUGCAUGUUCCCCAUCCUGCUUGUGAGCACGCCCUUCUCGUGGGCCGUGGUCACCCAUCGGUUUCGUUAAUUUUCCCUUCGCCUUGUUGUCAAGUGUUGGUCUCUUCUCGUUGCUGUGUUCCAGUCAAACUUCAGUCGAUAUCAGGCCACAGAACGCCACCGGCCAGGUUCCUAAUGGACGUCUUCCUGUCAAAUAAGGGGGCUCUGAAGACCUUCUUCUCAUCCAGUGCAUCUUGCUUCUGAUCUUCCUGCUUUUCCUUCUUGGGCUAACAGACACCAAGGUUUGGCCAUUUUUGCUGUGUGACAUGAAUCACACAGAUCUACAAGGUUGAAAUUUCAAGCAGGGGGUGGGGAGUGGAGGGUUGAAGCCCUAUUAUGAGAAACCAUACAAAGGUUGAAUUAAGCAGCCCCUUUGCAGUUAUUUUUAAAAUGUGCAGAAAAGGGUCACUAUGUAAAAGAAAUUACCAUUUAAAAACUUGAAUUUAUUUAAACUUGAAAGAAGACGUUUGCCUUAACUGUUCAGCUAAUCACUUGGAGUUUUUUAUUUUUAUUUUCUUAGCUUUUAGCUUUCAUCCCUUCUUUAUACCCCCCACCCCAAGGGUUUUUGGAGAAAGAAAAAAAAAAAAGUUCACAUAGCCUAUCACCUUGUCUUGCUCAGUUUCUAUUUUCUUUUCUGUCUUUUUCGAACUCCAAAUAGCAGAGCACACUUGGGAUUAAGUGAAGGAAGAAAUGGAAGAAUCUCAUUUGGCUGUUUAUUCAGUUCUUUGAUUUUCUUUUUCUUUUUUGUAAAUGCAAAUAGUUGAUACUGUAUUAAAUAUGUGCACUCAGAUGUGUGUACGAUGUCUGUACAGAUGUAAAUAAUUUGAAAAGAAAAAAAAUAUUAAAGAGGUACCCUUACAUUGGUUUAAAAGAGGAAAAAAAAGAUGUAUCAAAAUAAAUGUCAAUGCUGAAUUGGAUGCCA
Molecule: messenger RNA, 5218 nt
Organism: Alosa sapidissima (American shad)
Lineage: Eukaryota; Metazoa; Chordata; Actinopteri; Clupeiformes; Clupeidae
Gene: larp4b
Product: La ribonucleoprotein 4B
Exons: 17
Coding region: 584-2761 (725 amino acids)
Biological process (GO): positive regulation of translation
Cellular component (GO): cytosol; cytoplasmic stress granule
Molecular function (GO): mRNA 3'-UTR binding
Source: RefSeq, a predicted model, not a curated record